AUGACCGAGACGACGUACCGUGCCAACUGCCACUGUGGCAAGUUUGUCUACGAGGUGACGCUGCCGGAGCCUCUUUCCAAAGGGUUAGUCUGCAACUGCAGCAUCUGCCGUCGCAAGGGCUAUGUCUUUGUCUUCCCGCCCAAGGACAGCGACAUCAACAUUGUCAAGGGCAGCAUCGACGACCUCGAGUCGUAUACCUUUGGCAAGAAGGCGUUCAAUCACAAAUUCUGCGGCGACUGCGGCUCGCCCCUCAUGAUUGUGCCCAGCGACAGCACCAUGGGCAAGGGCUUGAACGCGCGCUGCUUCCAGGGCCCGGUCGACGUCUGGGCCCUCGAGAAGACCGCCUUUGACGGCGCCGCCCUGGAUCCCAAGUUUGAGCCUUUCCCGUUUACCGGCACCGAGCCCACGGGCGCGCCCCAGGGCGAUGGCUCCGCCACGCCGCGCAUCUACCAUGGCAGCUGCCACUGCGGCGCCGUGCGCGUGGCCUUGCGCUCGCAGCCGCUGGACGAGACGCUGGACCGCGAGAAGCACGGCGACCGCGUCGUCGAAUGCGACUGCAGCAUCUGCCAGCGCAACGGCUACCGCUGGUUCUACCCCACGGCCGACCAGGUCUCGUUCCAUGACCCGGACAACAACCUCAAGUUUUACACGUUCGGCAAGUUCAUCAACAAGAAGAGCUUCUGCAAAAUCUGCGGCGUCUCCUUGUCCAACCCGCCCACAAACCUGUCGGACGAAGAGAUUGCCAAGCUGCCACCCGAUGCGCAGACCGAGACGAGCGCUGCCUGGCGCAAGCGCAUUGUCAACUCGUGCCCUAUCAACACGCGUGUUCUGUACGACGUGGACAUUGACAAGCUGCCCGUCAAGUAUUCUAAUGGUUACACCCAGAUUCGCCCCGAGUACGUCAACCCUUAG
This is a messenger RNA of Sporothrix brasiliensis 5110, 912 nucleotides long. RefSeq lists its product as uncharacterized. Lineage: Eukaryota; Fungi; Ascomycota; Sordariomycetes; Ophiostomatales; Ophiostomataceae. Gene Ontology annotation, molecular function: carbon-sulfur lyase activity. The transcript has a single exon. The record is from RefSeq and is a predicted model, not a curated record. Bases 1 to 912 code for a protein of 303 amino acids.